This is a messenger RNA of Lolium rigidum, 1431 nucleotides long. RefSeq lists its product as uncharacterized. Lineage: Eukaryota; Viridiplantae; Streptophyta; Magnoliopsida; Poales; Poaceae. The transcript has a single exon. The record is from RefSeq and is a predicted model, not a curated record. The coding region runs from base 1 to 1431 and encodes 476 amino acids. Gene Ontology annotation, molecular function: protein binding.
AUGAAGUUCAAUAGGGGUCGUCGCCGCCACCGCCGUGAUCUGCAGAAAGCAGCCGGUAUUGGGGACGGACUAAGCAAACUGCCCAAUGACUGCCUAGGCGAACUGCCAAAUGACGUGUUGCUCAACAUUCUGGAGAGGGUGGGUACACUUGAUGCUGUAAGGACCUGCAUACUCUCGAAGCAAAUGAGGAAGCUGCCCGCUAUGCUCUCGCAGAUCGUCAUAGUUGAUCACGAUUUGGUUCGGAUGAAUAGUGUUUUGGCUGAAGUGAUAGACAAGAUCCUUAGCACAAGGUCUCCACUGAUCACAUUUAGCAAGCUGAAGGUCAGAUUCGUCUUGACUCCUAAUGAUUGUCGCUCCAUUGGCAAAUCUGUUAGCCUUGCAAUGGCCACACAGAUACUUGAUAAUGCUGAGUUUGAAAUAGUGACGCCCAAGAAUUCUUUUUAUUGCACCCAUGCCGAUCUCGUGAACUUUGGCAAGCAGUUCAGUAUGUUCGUUGCUGAUUGUCAAGAUGCAUUUGCUGGUCUCACGCGACUGCAACUGCAGAAUCUGAGGUUUGGUGAAUCAGACAUACCCAUUAUCCUUAGCACUUGCAAGCGGCUGGAGUCAUUGUCUUUCUUUGAGUGUGACGCUGGGAUUCGGUCGGUGCUGCAUGUUGAACAUGCUCGACUCGUUGAGAUUGAUAUUACCUAUGGGGAAUUCAAAACCGUGGAGCUCGACUGUCCAAAGCUCCAACAAAUGACCUAUGAUAAUUGGCCCUGUGAUGAAAAUCCCUUGGUUCUUGGUUUUGUCCCUCAGCUUUCAAAGCUAAGCCUUGCUAAUGAAGGUCUUUCAGACAAGACCUUCAUGAUAAGCCAGCUGCUUGCUAAUGUCUCAGCUGUAAGCGAUCUGUAUCUUGAUUUUCGAAGUGAAAAGAUUUGGAUUCGACCAGAAUGCCCUAGAGUGCUUGCUCCUGUGCUCGGCCAACUAAGGUUUGUGAAUCUGGACAGUCUUCCUGAAGAAUGUGAUAUUGUUUGGACAAUGUUCCUUCUUGAAGCUGCACCAUCCGUAGAGGACCUUUGCAUCUCUGUCCGGGAUCAUAAGUGUGGAAUUGAGUCACAUAAGAGUCGCUCCAAGAAAACGGAUGUGAAGUGGGAGCAAAGUCGUCCUAAUUUCAAGCACAAGAAUCUUGGCAAGCUGACCAUCUAUGGCUUCCAGUCCGACAGCUACUUCAUGGGAUACAUCAGGCAUGUCAUGGAAGCUGCAGUGAACAUCAAGGAGGUGUCUCUACAUGACAGGAAGGUGUGCAAGCCCUGCGCUGACAUGUUUCCUCACAUCGAGGUUCGUCCUUCUACGUAUCCACAAAGUUGCGAGGAAAAGGCUUUAUUGAGGAACAAGAUCACUGAGGCAUCGGUGAUGAUGGCUUCCCCUGUUGUGAUUCACUUCCGGACAUAG